Molecule: messenger RNA, 2733 nt
Organism: Camellia sinensis
Lineage: Eukaryota; Viridiplantae; Streptophyta; Magnoliopsida; Ericales; Theaceae
Source: RefSeq, a predicted model, not a curated record
CGAUUGUUUAAAAUAGGCGUGACAACAUUUGAUCUAGUAAUCUAGUCUUCUGCUCAGCGAUUGUUUAAAACAGGCGUGACAACAUUUGAUCUAGUAAUCUAGUCUUCUGCUGAGGAGGAACAGUCAGAAUCUGAACCAAAGCAUGUCCACUGCCAAGUUUAUCCUUCUGAUUUUGAUCAUCUUACUACCCAUAUCAUUAUCAUCAUCAUCAGAAGAAUCAGGGGCAAUAGAGGCCUUGAUUGGACGCUUGGAAGCCAAACGGUCAACUCCAUCCGUACAAGAACAUGCGGCCAAAGCUGUUCUCCACAGAUUGCUUCCAACCCAUGUCUCCAGCUUUCAAUUCAAGAUUGUAUCCAAGGAUAUUUGUGGUGGACGCUAUUGCUUUCGGAUAACCAAUUACAAGAACUCAAGCAGAAUGAACCAAAGAUAAUGAUAGAAGGUAUUACUGCAGUUGAAAUUGCAUCUGGCCUCCAUUGGUAUUUAAAAUAUUGGUGUGGUGCUCAUGUUUCAUGGGACAAGACUGGUGGUAUUCAGAUUGCUUCUGUUCCAAAGCCCGGAUCUCUGCCUCUUGUUUCAGAUGAAGGAGUGAUUAUUCAACGUCCAGUCCCAUGGAAUUAUUACCAAAAUGUUGUAACUUCCAGUUAUUCCUAUGUUUGGUGGGAUUGGGAAAGAUGGGAGAAAGAGAUAGACUGGAUGGCUCUUCAAGGAGUUAAUUUGCCUCUAGCAUUCACAGGGCAAGAAAGCAUUUGGCAAAAAGUUUUUACAGAUUUUAAUAUUAGAAAGCAAGAUUUGAAUGAUUUCUUUGGUGGACCUGCUUUUCUUGCCUGGGCUCGCAUGGGAAAUUUACAUGGGUGGGGUGGGCCUCUAUCACAAAAUUGGUUGGAUCAACAGUUGGUGCUGCAAAAACAGAUAUUAUCACGGAUGAUAGAGUUAGGCAUGACUCCAGUGCUGCCAUCUUUUUCUGGGAAUGUUCCAGGAGCACUCAAAGAUAUAUUCCCUUCUGCAAAUAUUACAAGACUAGGGGACUGGAACACGGUUGACGGUGAUACUCGUUGGUGUUGUACUUUCCUUCUAGAUCCUUCUGAUCCUUUAUUCGUAGAGAUUGGGAAGGCUUUUAUUAAGCGACAAAUCAAAGAAUAUGGGGAUGUGACAGACAUUUAUAGUUGUGAUACAUUCAAUGAGAACCGCCCACCAACAAGCGACCCGUCAUAUAUUUCAUCCCUUGGAGCUGCCGUUUAUGAAGCAAUGUCCAAAGCAGAUAAGGAUGCGGUGUGGCUAAUGCAAGGUUGGCUAUUUUAUUCAGACUCUGCAUUCUGGAAACCGCCACAAAUGAAAGCGCUUCUACAUUCUGUUCCAUUUGGGAAGAUGAUAGUUCUUGAUUUAUUUGCUGAUGCCAAACCCAUAUGGAAUACAUCCUCUCAAUUUUAUGGCACUCCUUAUAUUUGGUGUAUGUUGCACAACUUUGGUGGGAAUAUUGAAAUGUAUGGCAUAUUGGAUUCAAUUGCUUCGGGUCCAGUUGACGCUCGUGUUAGUGCAAAUUCAACCAUGGUUGGUGUUGGCAUGUGUAUGGAAGGAAUAGAACAAAAUCCAGUAGUAUAUGAGUUGAUGACUGAAAUGGCAUUUCGAAAACACAAGGUUCAAGUUCAGAAGCACAGAUUCGUGAUUUUCCCUCAGCAAUGGCUGAAAAGCUACUCUCAAAGACGUUAUGGUAAAACAGUUCAUGAAGUUGAUGCAGCUUGGGAGAUUCUUCAUGGCACCAUUUACAAUUGUACGGAUGGAAUUGCUGACCAUAACAUAGAUUUCAUAGUUAAAUUUCCAGACUGGGAUCCAUCGCCUCUUGGAACAUCUGAAAUAUCAAGGCAAGACCAUAUGCAAAACGUUCUCGAACCACACAAAAACAGAAGAUUUCUUUUCAGCAAGACAAGCUCUCCCUUACCUCAGGCGCAUUUAUGGUAUCCUACUCAGGAUGUUGUCAAUGCAUUAAAGUUAUUCCUUGAUGCUGGAAGUGAUCUGAAUGUAAGCCUCACAUACAGGUAUGACUUGGUUGAUUUGACUAGACAAGUACUAUCAAAGCUAGCAAACCAGGUAUAUUUGGAUGCAGUGACAGCUUUCCGAGACAAUGAUGGAAAAACUCUGAGUUCCCAGAGCCACAAAUUCAAACAACUCAUCAAGGACAUCGAUAAACUUCUUGCUGCCGAUGAUAAUUUUCUACUCGGAACUUGGCUAGAAAGUGCAAAAAAGUUGGCUUUAAAUCCUAGUGAGAUGAGGCAGUAUGAGUGGAAUGCUAGGACACAGGUGACAAUGUGGUUCGAUACUACAAUAUCUAAUCAGAGUAAACUUCAUGAUUAUGCAAACAAGUUUUGGAGCGGCCUGUUAGAAGGGUAUUAUCUGCCACGAGCCUCCACUUAUUUCAGUCAUUUGUUAAAAAGCUUGGAAGAGAAUGAAAGCUUCAAGAUGGAGGACUGGAGAAAAGAGUGGAUAGCAUUUUCCAACAAAUGGCAAGCAGGUACUGAACUUUACCCUUUAAAGGCUGAAGGAGAUGCCUUUGCUAUUUCAAAAGCUUUGUUUGAGAAAUAUUUUGGCAAAGACAUCGCCUGACUGAGAAUGUAAAUAACUGAAGAUGUACAUUGGUCAUAGUUGUUCCCAAUUAUUGUAAUAAUACAAAUUUGAACCCCUAAGAUCUUGAGAUCAGUUACAAUGACAUUUGUGAUCAUUCUGUUUUGACCUUUGAAA